AUGAUCCCCAUGAAAUCGCUCCCCGCCUGGGAACCAGGUGAAGAAAUUGCAAGUGCUGCUACACAUGCCAUAGGAAUUGUAUUUUCUUUCAUUGCAACUAUAUUAGUCAUUGUUCAACAAGUCAAAAAUUAUAAUAGAAAUAAAACGAUAGGAAUGGCAAUUUUCUGUGCAUCAAUGUUUAUAUUAUACACAGUUUCAACAUGUUAUCAUGGUGUAAAGCAAGAAAAGAUCAAGAAAAUUAUGAGAUACGGUGAUCACUGCUCAAUCUAUUUAUUAAUUGCCGGAAGUUACGCUCCAUACUGUCUUACAGUUUUAGCCGAUACAAAUGGAACUCUUCUUUUAAUCGUGAUUUGGUCAUAUGCCGCAAUCGGAAUUUUCCUCAAAAUCAUGUGGUUCGAUUACGUAGAUACAAUUUCCCUCUUAUAUUACAUUGUUAUGGGCUGGCUCGUUGUUUCUACAUUGGGAACUUUAGUUCGUAACUUUGAACCUGCUGGCAUUUACUACUUAUUCUUAGCUGGCGUUUCUUAUACUUUAGGCACAAUGUUCUUCGCCAGAGAUAAAAUCGCAUAUACUCACGCAAUUUGGCAUCUUUUUGUACUUUGCGGAACUAUCUGCAGCUUUAUCAGCUCAUAUGUUUAUUGCUAA
This is a messenger RNA of Trichomonas vaginalis G3, 645 nucleotides long. RefSeq names its product cytolysis. The coding region runs from base 1 to 645 and encodes 214 amino acids. The transcript has a single exon. Gene Ontology annotation, cellular component: membrane. The record is from RefSeq and is a predicted model, not a curated record. Gene Ontology annotation, molecular function: pore-forming activity. Lineage: Eukaryota; Parabasalia; Trichomonadida; Trichomonadidae.